Messenger RNA from Lindgomyces ingoldianus, 1422 nucleotides. Its product is annotated as FAD dependent oxidoreductase-like protein. Lineage: Eukaryota; Fungi; Ascomycota; Dothideomycetes; Pleosporales; Lindgomycetaceae. The transcript is spliced from 2 exons. Gene Ontology annotation, molecular function: oxidoreductase activity. The record is from RefSeq and is a predicted model, not a curated record. Gene Ontology annotation, cellular component: cytoplasm. The coding region runs from base 1 to 1422 and encodes 473 amino acids.
AUGAAGUAUGAACGCGCAGCACUCCCGACGCCCACGUCCACCAGCUCCUUUUGGCAUAGCGAACCGAAUGCAUUCCUCCUAGGCCAUCGGACGACGGAUGAACUGCCAACCGAAGCCGAUAUUGUCGUUGUAGGGAGUGGGAUUACGGGGAGCUCUGUGGCGAGGUUUCUGGCUGAGGACGAGAGGGCGAAGGGGAAGAGGGUAGUCAUGCUGGAGGCGAGAGAGGCGUGUUGGGGGGCUACUGGGAGGAACGGCGGCCACUGCCAGCCACUCCUCUUCGACCGCGCCGCCGAUGUAGCGGACUUCGAACUCAAGAACGUUGCGGCCGUGAGAUCGUACAUCGAAACUCACAACGUUCCCUGUGAAUGGCGCAGCGUCUCCGGUUGCCGCACCUUUUGGUCUGAUAAGCUUAUGGCGGAAGCGGAACGAGAAGUCACAUAUCUCAACAAGAUCGCGCCGGAUAUCGGACAGAGAGUGACAAUAAUCAAAGACAAGGAGGCAUUGAAGGAACACUGCGUGAGCCCAGAUUGUGUUGGAGCGACUAUCACCCAAGGAGCCGGGAGCUUAUGGCCGUACAAACUAGUAACCUUCGUUCUUGAAAAGCUCGUCAAGGACGGCAAGCUGAACCUUCAAACCAAGACACCUGUGACACAAAUUACCUCGUCAGACUCCAAGCACACCCUCCACACCUCUCGUGGUACAAUCGAAGCAAAGACCGUCAUCCUCGCAACAAAUGGCUACACCUCCGCUCUCAUCCCCCAAUUCGCCGACCUAAUCGUUCCAGUGCGUGCCGAAAUGUCUGCUCUCCUUCCACCCAAGAACUCCACUAUUCUUCCUGAUUCGUACGGCAUGGUUGGAGCUCUAAGCCAGCCUGAUAAUAAUGACGACUACCUUAUCCAACGUCCCUACCAUUCCGUCCCAAACCCUGCCGGCCAUCUCAUGUUCGGCGGCGGCCGCGCAUCCGGCAUCCUCCCUACCGUCGGCAUCUCCGAUGAUAGCGUGAUCGACGAAGGAUCAGCCGCGUAUCUCCGCAGCGCUCUCCUCAAAGUCCUUUCUCUCUCCGGAGAAACCCAGGGCCUAAAGGAACUGGAAGCAGUUGCCCAAUGGACGGGCAUUAUGGGCUAUUCCCGCGACAAUCAUCCAUGGGUAGGCAAGGUGCCGGAUAAAGAGGGGCUGUGGCUUUGUGCGGGAUACACAGGACAUGGGAUGCCUAACGGAACCCUGUGCGGAAAGGCGGUGGUGGAUAUGGUGCUUGGGGAAGAGGCUGGGGAGGAUGUUAUUCAGCGACAGGAACAGAUGGUCAAGGGUGGGGAGCUGCCGAAGAGCUAUGUCAUUAGUAAGGAGAGAAUUGCGAAGGCGAGGAUGUGGCCCACAGUUGAGGUUCAAGACCGAGAAGGGAUUUCUGCGACUAGUAGAGUGUAG